AAAAGCCUGACUGAUUAAACUGUACUGCUCAAGGUUAGAUUCCGAACUAUCUUCUUCGCUGCUCAUACUUAUCCCCGCGCUCCCUCGUGUUUUUUCUAUUAGACUUCCUUUGUUUCUUUGUUUCUUCCCCAAAUUUCGCUUCCUUCUGAGGCCUUGACCUUUUCCCGGUCUACUCCAACGGUAAUUCAUACCUCUGUCGAACUGCUUGGCAUUUGGUCUCAUACUCCCCUCUCUCCCCGCUGCCCAGACCAGUUGCGCUAUUCGCGCACAUGUACAGUUGCUUGCCACGCAAGGACCCUCGAUGGUGGCCAUAGAAGAGGAUCGUAUGAAUUUUAAGAUUUCAAUGCAUUCAGUGGAGGAAACAAUGUCAGCCAUCUCUAGUCCAGAAGGACCAGCAACCACGUCCCAGAUAGCGGACAAUGGCGUGGGACCGCAGUCUGGGGAUUUUAGGUGCGGUAUUUGCAACAAGACUUACAGUCGACGCGACCUCCGCGACCGACACCGACGACGGUGCAUCAAGACAGCCGGCCAAGAACGUUUAUCGAAACGCAAAUCCUGCGAAACAUGCGCGCAGAAGAAGUUACGUUGCUCCAUGACUCGACCCGCGUGCGCUCGUUGCGUCCAAAUGGGGACAGCAUGCCACUAUCCCCCGACAUCCUUGCCUCCUCGGAUCGCUGAUCCUCAAGACACUCCUCCUACGUCAUCCGCCUCGGUCGCUUCAUCUAGAUCUGGUCAAUCGACACAUUCCCAUAAUACCAUGGGCCGGAAUGUGGUUACGGAUACUUCCUCAGCCAUGGCGUUGGACGACGUACCCCCUUCGGGCACAAAUGGCACUCAUCCGCUGCCCGCGACCAGCCAACAAUGCAAUACCACACCCACCCACUUCGACCCAAUGUCCGCAACAGGGUGGAAUCCAUUCGGAACCACGAAUAUGGACUCUAUGGUGCGAGCGUUGGACGGGUCUCUGUUUAGCCCCGGAGGCUCCCUGCCUUGGGGUGACGACUUCACACCGCUGACUGAUCCCAUGUCUGUCGGAAAUACCUUCGCCGCCGCCAUGGAUGAAUCAAGCAACGCAGGAUCAUCGUACUUCUUGCCCCUCCAUGAAAUCUCCAAGCCAGUGGGACCGUUAGAGGCUCCCCAGCCAGGAGCAUUGACAGCGAAUACCUACCACUCCAACUCUCCUUACAAUGUUCCAUCACUAUCAUCCUCUUCCUCAGACAGCCACUAUCGGGAUGGGUCCUCUCGUGGGGAGGAGAACGAUCCUACACAGGGACUUCUCCGCGGUGACCAUUCUCCGCGGUUGACCCUUGGCUACCAUUUUGUCCCAAAGGUCGGUCCCUUUGCGAUGCGAGAAUACGAUGAAACCUACCGAGACUUGUUCUCUGUGUUCCGCGAAUAUCCGGGUAUGAUCCUCGAGCGAGAGUUCUGGUCGCCCUUUGUGCAUCAUCGUCUAUACCGUUGCUCGAUGGGUGGCAUGGCCGAACCCAUGGGGAUCGCCUUGGCCUGUGUAUCGGCACAUGCGAGCUCAGUUGAGUCGAGCUAUGGAUUUGUAGAUCGCAUGAUUAACGAAGAACGAGACAAGCUGGUUCGCAACUUCCACAAACAUGUCGACACCCCUGAAACAUGUCUGGCUGCAGUCCACGCCGUCUGCCUGUACCAGAUUCUAGGCCUCUUUGGAGAUAAUUUCCUACCCGCAGCCAUUGUCCGGCCUCAAAUCCCAAAGGAGAUCAACGACAAGCGCCGCGAGGAAAAUGAGCGAGCAGCUGAAUUGCACAGUUCCUUUUUACUCAAGAUGGCUCGUCGGCUGUAUAAGAUGCAUCAGGAAAAGCUCUUGACCCACCAUCAGGACGAGAAUGAUUGGAACCGGUGGAAAUAUGCUGAAUCUCUCCGUCGGAACUUCUUUUUUGUAAACAUGAUAAAUAUUCUCGGGGCAAAAGCCCGUUUACUCAACGAACAUUACUUUGAACCCCUCGGCGAUGACAUCGUUCUCCAGCUCCCUCUCCCAGCUACAGAGCAUAUGUGGCGCUGUUGCGACGAAGAGGAGUGGGCGAUGGCCCGUGAGCACGCGACGCGGCGGCAAGCCAACAGCCCUCCUGCACCCCGAACAUUGCACGAGUUGUUAGAGCAAGACAAGGCAGGGACCUUGGAUGCUGCUACGUUGCUGCCCAUUACUCGACUGAUUUUCGCAUGUGCUAAGGUCGCCCCGAAGAGCGAUUCACUUGGUGAUUUAUGAUUUACGGCCACAAUCUACUAGUUUUUCUUUUGUUCUCUCGAAUUUUGCACCAUGGAUAUAUACGAUUUCAUCUGUGCACAGAUCGAUGAUGAUUGGAGGAGCGGGUUGUUGAUACGCAAUUUCCAUAAUGAGAGAUUAUACAUCUGCUACCAUAGUAUUAGCUAGAUUUGAAACAAUACGUACUAUGAUU
Messenger RNA from Aspergillus caelatus, 2423 nucleotides. Its product is annotated as Zn(II)2Cys6 transcription factor domain-containing protein. The coding region runs from base 302 to 2233 and encodes 643 amino acids. Gene Ontology annotation, molecular function: zinc ion binding; DNA-binding transcription factor activity, RNA polymerase II-specific. Gene Ontology annotation, biological process: regulation of DNA-templated transcription. Lineage: Eukaryota; Fungi; Ascomycota; Eurotiomycetes; Eurotiales; Aspergillaceae. The record is from RefSeq and is a predicted model, not a curated record. The transcript is spliced from 3 exons.